Molecule: messenger RNA, 375 nt
Organism: Laetiporus sulphureus 93-53
Lineage: Eukaryota; Fungi; Basidiomycota; Agaricomycetes; Polyporales; Laetiporaceae
Exons: 5
Coding region: 18-251 (77 amino acids)
Source: RefSeq, a predicted model, not a curated record
GAAUCUGGGGCACCGAAAUGUUUCAACGUCCUGCUGUGGUGACCCCGGACGCGGGAGAUCUAGGCAGGGCAGGGAUCAUCCCAGCUCUGGGAACCCUAGAUGGGUUGUCCAGGGUGGGUUCUCCGGGGGGAGGGUUGCAAUGUGUGGAUGUGGAGGGUAACGUCAAGAGGGUGUUAAGGGCAACUGGCGGAACAAAGGUGACCUUGCUUACAUCUCCCCUCGCAGCUCCUCAAGCUCAAGGUCCAGCGUAGUGUAGUUGUAGUGUAGUUGUAGUGUAGAAGAUACGCACCGUCAGUGUACGUACCGUACCGUACUUCGUCUCUCGUCUCAUACUUACGGCAGUGGCUCUCGUACUAUACCCAUCGCAUAGAAUAA